Lasiodiplodia theobromae is the source of this 912-nucleotide messenger RNA. RefSeq lists its product as uncharacterized. NCBI's taxonomy places the organism in Eukaryota, Fungi, Ascomycota, Dothideomycetes, Botryosphaeriales, Botryosphaeriaceae. Gene Ontology annotation, molecular function: protein binding. The record is from RefSeq and is a predicted model, not a curated record. The transcript has 2 exons. Bases 1 to 912 code for a protein of 303 amino acids.
AUGUCUUAUGAACACAUCACGCCGGUCGGCUUAGACACCAUGUCUGAGCCAAACACUAUGACCGAGCCAGACGUCACUAUCAGGCCUGACAUUACUAUGGAACCGGACAGCACCAUCGAGCCAGACGGCACCGUGGAACCGGACAGCUCUAUGAAGCCGAACAACACUGUGGAACUGGACAGCUCUAUGGAGCCGGACAGCGCGAUCGAACCAGGCCCCAUGAUCUGGGAGGUCAAAUGCUGGCAAUGCGCUCUGUCCAGUGAUGGUUCUCUCAGCCAUUCUGUUACCGCCGUCAAGCUUUUCUCAGGCCAGAUCUUCACCGUGCACACCGAUCUCCUCUGCUACUGGUCCCCAAAACUACGCGCGAUGCUAGAGUACAAGACAGAAGAGCUCAAGCUCGACCUGGACGUUCAAGUUUUUCGAAUCGUUCUACAUUGGCUGUACACCAAGGAGAUCCUGGGCCUCUGGGACCAUCUUCAAUCUUCCAGACCACUUCUCACGGUCCACUUGACUCAUGGGGGUCAAGAAAUCAAAGACCAAGAAGCGUAUUACCGCCAGCAAGACUUGUAUUAUGCCGUGGAAACCUACAUCUUCGCCACCACGUACGACAUCAGAGUGCUACGGAACAUGAUCAUGGACGAGAUCUAUCAUUCUCCAACCUCGCACCUGGUCUCUUAUGCAGUUGUGCUCAAGGCUUACCAUCAUCUACCACCAACCUCAUCGCUUCUCACGUACUUCGUCGACGAAUACGCGGAGUUCUAUACAGAGGAUCUGGAUGAGCAAGUCGAGCUGGUUCUCCGCAAAAAACUGCCCAACGAAUUCCUGGUGUCCUGGCUCUUGAAGAGUAUGGACAGCGGCUUCAAAAAGAAAAAACGCACACUCGACAACUACAUUGAGCCUACCUCAUGGUAA